UCUGUGUCCUCAGUCUGACAGAAAACACAGACAUGGACUUUUCAUCUCUCUGCCUCCUCUUCCUCACUCUGUACUCUGCAGAUGGAUUUUUAGAGUAUGACAUGCACCGUUGUCUGUUUAACUCCUCUGAUAUGAAAGACAUUGAGUAUAUUUAUUCAAAGCAUUACAACAAAGAAGAGGUCAUCAGGUUCAGCAGCAGUUUGGGGAAAUAUGUUGGAUACACGAAGUUUGGAGUGAUGGCUGCAGGAUACUGGAACAAAGAUCUUGAAGGACUGAGAGAAAGGAGAGCUGAUAAGGAGAGACUCUGCAAAACCAACAUUGAUCUUGAUUAUCUGAAUAUUCUGACUAAAUCCGUCAAACCUUCAGUCAUGAUUGAGUCUGUGACAUCCUCUGGUGGUCACCAUCCGGCCAUGCUGGUCUGCAGCGUCUACGACUUCUACCCCAAGUACAUCAAGGUCAGCUGGCUCCGAGAUCAGGAGGAGGUCUCCUCUGAUGUCACCUCAACCACUGAGUUGGAGGAUGGGGAUUGGUACUACCAGAUCCACUCCCACCUGGAGUACACUCCCAGGUCUGGAGAGAAAAUCUCCUGUAGGGUGGAACACGCCAGCCUGAAGGAUCCCCUCAUCACUGAUUGGGAUCCAUCCAUGCCAGAGUCAGAGAAGAACAAACUUGCCAUCGGAGCUUCAGGACUGAUUCUGGGUCUGGUCUUGUCUCUGGCUGGAUUCAUCUACUACAAGAGGAAGGCCCUAGGUCGGUCCAGUUUAAACCGGUUCAGUCUGGUUCAGUCCAAAGAGGGUUCCUGAGUGUUUGCCAGCUGAGGCUGCAAUUCAUAUGUUCCUGCAGACAGACGUUCUUUUUGAUCUGAACCGGAUCCACAAGUGGACCCAGCAACUGUAGAACCUGAUCCAGAACCUCUCACUUCUUUCUGGGGUUCUGUGGUUCUGGAUCAGGUCUGUCCUUCAAUCACCUGUUCUGGUCUGGAAGAUUCUUUGCUGUUCUUCAUAUUUAAUCUGGAACAUCAUUCAAAUAAACUUUAUUGAACA
Molecule: messenger RNA, 1043 nt
Organism: Oryzias latipes (Japanese medaka)
Lineage: Eukaryota; Metazoa; Chordata; Actinopteri; Beloniformes; Adrianichthyidae
Product: H-2 class II histocompatibility antigen, E-S beta chain
Biological process (GO): immune response; antigen processing and presentation
Cellular component (GO): membrane; MHC class II protein complex
Source: RefSeq, a predicted model, not a curated record